AAGAGGGAGGGAAGAAGGACCCGGGAAGGUCUUUUAAGAAAUUGACCCUGGCCCCUUCCUCCUGUGUCCCCCCUCAGUCUGAUGAUGCCAUGGGAUCCUUGGGCCUCCCGGCGCACGGGACGCAGAGGAAAGGGGUUAGUCCGGGGGAGGGACGGGGCAGAGGCGGCGGAGAGGCGCGGCUAUCUGGGGUGCAGGGUUCACCCCGCCUCUGCCUUCCAGGUCUGGCGCGGUAGACUAAAAGCAGGUUAAAGUUGAAGCUCAAAGUGGAGGUAGUGUGGAAGGGAACCAAGCGAAAGGUGCAGGGGCGGGGCCCCCAGCUAUGGCGGAGUUUGGGGUACGCAGACCCCCACAUACCGCUCCGCCCCGUCCCAGACACGCAGUUCCCACCUCCGGAGGGAUCCGACUGGAAGUUCCGAGUCCCUGAAAUCUAGAAGGUGCACGUGGGAGUGUCCGCGGCCAGGACCACGCGAGGGCGGGCCCCGGCGUUUUGCCGUGGUUACGGAGGCGGGCUCCUGGCGCCGAAGCCAAUGGGGAUGGAGAUCGGACUGUGGGGGCGUGGCCCAACUCCAAAAAAAGUUCUCCGAGGUUUUGGAAGCGGCGGCGGCGGGAAAGCGCUGGAGUUAAGUCUGAGCCGCGGGCGGCUGCCGCGCCGGGACUGUGCGGGGGCCGGGCCGACGCUCGGGAGGACGCACGGGCCGGGAGGCGGACGGAAGCACUGACAGACUCUGACCGGCGGACAGGCGGGCGAACCCCCAUGGCGCCGGCGGGAUUCACGGUGGCGGCCGUCUCCUUCGCUCUGUUCCGGGGGCUGCACCGGGGUCUCAAGCUAGUGCCCACCCCGCCCCUCGCCGACCCCCAGGACCGCUGGAUGUGGAGGAACAUCUGCGCCUCCCUCGUACACAGCCUGCUGGCCGGGGCCGGGGCGCUGCUCUGGAUGUCCCAGUACUCCCAUCUGGUCGCGGAUUUCGCCCGCAGCUGCCCCCCCAGGACUGCCGCUCUGGUCUCUCUGUCCAUCGGUUACUUCCUGGCAGAUGGGGUGGAUCUCCUAUGGAAUCAGCCCUUGGGCCGCUCGUGGCACCUGCUCUGUCACCACGCUCUGGCGGUGGGCUGCCUGGGUGUGGCUGUGCUGCCGGGAAGCUGCCUGAGCAUCUCAGUGGUGCCGCUGCUGCUGGAGGUGAACUCGGUCUGCCUGCACCUGCGGACGCUGCUUCUGCUGGCCGGCCUGCGGUCCUCCCUGCUCUGCCGCCUGGUCAGCUGGGCCACGCUGGCCACCCUGCUGGUCUUCCGCCUGCUGCCCUUGGGAUGGACGAGCCUGCAGCUGCUCCGGCACCACCCCCGCUUCCCCCUCCCCUUCAGUGUCCUCUGGGGAGUCGGGCUGCUCGCCAUCACCAUCAUGAGCAUUAAGUUACUCACUGACCUGCUCGGCAGUGGCCCGUGGGCCCCAGCCUCGCCCACAGAGAAGGAGGCCAGAAGCACCUGGGAACGGGGGAGGGAGGAUUACGCCAGGCCUCCACACAGAGAGGACGCUGCCUCCAAGCGGCAGGAUUAGGCUGGACUGGUGAUCUCUGGGACAUGAGGCUAAGGUCAGGAAGGGGGAUGGGGUUUAAUCCUCUGGGCCCGCUUAUCCUGGAGUUCUAGGAGCAGAACGGACCUCGGCGCCGUGCUCCUGGGACGAGAGCCUCCGUGCUGGUGUUAACAGCUAACUGGGAACAUUAACUGGCAUUCGCCAUUUUUCAUGAGACAGUUUUCCCCAUUGGGCAAACUGGGGACCCAGCAGGGGCUGGAUCUCUACAAUUUGGGUGGGCAGAUGGACGUAGAAAGGGUCGAGCCAGUUGAAACUGAUGGAGUAAAUGGGGCUUCCUACCUUCAGCAGCAGUCUGCGUAGGGGGAUAGAAAAGUCAUACCAGUCAGACUCACCCCUUCCAAAAACAUGGCCAUGGGUGGUGAUCCCCGGCUGCUGUCUAUAAACAGUGGGAAUAGCCAAUAGUCCGGGUGAUCUCGACACAUGGGAAUGGUGGGCACCAGGGUCCCAGGGUUGUUGAUUUGUUUUUAGCUGCACUUAUCAUUGUUUGCCCCUGACCCUAAUUCUUCACUCAUCAUCCCUCCCCCCCAUCUCCUUUAAAGAAAAUACAAGAACUCUGAAUCUGGA
This is a messenger RNA of Antechinus flavipes (yellow-footed antechinus), 2149 nucleotides long. It is a transcript of the gene TLCD2, whose product is annotated as TLC domain containing 2. The record is from RefSeq and is a predicted model, not a curated record. The transcript has 4 exons. Gene Ontology annotation, cellular component: plasma membrane. NCBI's taxonomy places the organism in Eukaryota, Metazoa, Chordata, Mammalia, Dasyuromorphia, Dasyuridae. Gene Ontology annotation, biological process: membrane assembly; regulation of membrane lipid distribution; plasma membrane organization. The coding region runs from base 755 to 1549 and encodes 264 amino acids.